CUAGUUCGCCCACUAUGACGAUCGCCUACAGCUGCAUUGCAAAUGGCCGAGCGGUCCUAGCGGAGCUGACCCUAACCGGCGGCUCUUAUCAGGAAGCAGCGGCAACAGUGCUUAAACUAGUGCUUCUUAGAGCUGAACCAAAGACCAUAAUUCAAAUGGGAAGCUUUGUCUACCAUACUCUCUUUAUUGACGGAAUCACUUACCUAUGUGCCUCAGACAAUGCCUUAGAUACUGUAACACCAUCUGCAUUUCUUAAAAAUGUUAGUGAGACUUUUCUGAGAAAUCCUUUGAUGUCACAAGAACAUUUUUCUCCGUCAAAUGCAGUUGCUACAGAUUUUCAACAAGUAUUAGGAAAGUAUAUGAUGAAAUACAAUAAAAAUCAAGAGGACAGCUCGAUAUCCGCACUGAAGAGUCAAGUAACUGAUGUAAAAUAUGUUAUGACCCAAAAUAUCGAUAAAAUUUUGGAAAGAGAAGAAAGAUUGAAUAUCUUCACUGACAGAACAGAUGAUCUGCAAACAACUGCCAAAGAAUCCCAAAAAACAAGAAAGAUUCUUGGGAGGAUAUGGUGGAAACACUUCAAAAAGAUUAUAGUCAUCACCAUGGCCCUUCUCCUUUCAAUCAUCAUCAUUCUUUUAAGUACAAAUGUAAUACCAACUUGA
Messenger RNA from Globicephala melas (long-finned pilot whale), 659 nucleotides. RefSeq lists its product as uncharacterized. Gene Ontology annotation, molecular function: SNAP receptor activity; SNARE binding. Lineage: Eukaryota; Metazoa; Chordata; Mammalia; Artiodactyla; Delphinidae. Gene Ontology annotation, biological process: vesicle fusion; exocytosis. The record is from RefSeq and is a predicted model, not a curated record. Gene Ontology annotation, cellular component: SNARE complex; membrane.